AUGUCUAGUGUGGUGUUCAAUGCAAACGCCGUCGGCAAAACGCAGCUACAAAACGCCAUCGAAUUAUUUCCCACGACCAUCGGAGGCGCCACCAAAAUGUAUCAGCGCUAUCAGCACAUAAUGCCCGCACCGGAGCAGAAGAUGAGCGCAGGAAUGGGAACAGGAAUGGGAACAGGAGCAAACAAUGCUGGCAAUCUGACGAUCAAGACACGCAAAUAUACACCGCGUGGCAUGGCAACAAGUGGCAGCAACAGCUUCUCCACGGGAUCAGUGGGAUCGUCGGGCUCCUCCACAUCCUCGAGCGGCUCCUUGGGCUCCACUUCGCCCUACAAUGUGGAUCAAUCGCAGUCGGUGCAACGUCGCAAUGCUCGGGAACGCAAUCGGGUCAAGCAGGUGAACAAUAGUUUUGCACGAUUGCGUCAACACAUUCCACAGACGAUCAUCGCCGAUCUGACCAAGGGCGGUGGACGUGGACCGCAUAAGAAGAUCUCCAAGGUGGAUACUUUGCGCAUUGCCGUCGAGUAUAUACGACGGCUGCAGGAUCUGGUCGAUGAUCUCAAUGGUGGACCAAGUGCCACAAGUGGCAGCAGCAACAACAACAUGGCGCAACAACUGAAUCUAUGCCUCGACGAGACGAGCAGCCAGAGCUCCCAGUCCAGUGCCAGCUCCAGUGUCUCCAGUUUGGCUCACAAUCUCUACUACAGCAGCAGUCUGCUUGCCACGCCCACGCCCACGGCCACGCCCACUGCGCUGCAGCAGCAACAGCAAUUGCAACGCCAGCAGUUUCCCAAUCAUCCAUUGACGCCGAUUUCAUUGAAUGCCACUGCAACGGGCGCUGGAGCAACUGCAUCCACAUUGAUGAUGACGACGACCACAACGACGGGUUUGGGGAAUUUAAAUUCCGCCUGUCAUUCACCCACAUCCUCGUUCAAUUCGAGCAUGUCCUUCGACUCCGGCACCUAUGAGGCAGCUCCUCAACAGCUCUCGCCUCCAGUGCCGCUCAACUCCACCAGUUCCGCCUCCGCCUCCUCCUCCUCCUCCUCCUCCUCCUCCGCCGCCUUGGAUGCCCAGCUGCAACUCAAAUUCGAGCCCUAUGAACACUUUCAACUGGACGAGGAGGAUUGCACGCCGGAUGAUGAGGAAAUUCUCGACUAUAUAUCCCUGUGGCAGGAGCAAUAAAUUAGCGCCGCUUCUCUUCCUCUGCCAGUUGCUUUCUAGUCAAUUAUUUUGAGUUGAACCAAG
This is a messenger RNA of Drosophila innubila, 1242 nucleotides long. It is a transcript of the gene sc, whose product is annotated as achaete-scute complex protein T4. NCBI's taxonomy places the organism in Eukaryota, Metazoa, Arthropoda, Insecta, Diptera, Drosophilidae. The coding region runs from base 1 to 1179 and encodes 392 amino acids. Gene Ontology annotation, molecular function: RNA polymerase II transcription regulatory region sequence-specific DNA binding; DNA-binding transcription factor activity, RNA polymerase II-specific; protein dimerization activity. Gene Ontology annotation, biological process: regulation of transcription by RNA polymerase II; developmental process. The transcript has a single exon. The record is from RefSeq and is a predicted model, not a curated record.